This is a messenger RNA of Puccinia graminis f. sp. tritici CRL 75-36-700-3, 2588 nucleotides long. RefSeq lists its product as uncharacterized. Bases 1 to 2568 code for a protein of 855 amino acids. The transcript is spliced from 2 exons. Lineage: Eukaryota; Fungi; Basidiomycota; Pucciniomycetes; Pucciniales; Pucciniaceae. The record is from RefSeq and is a predicted model, not a curated record.
AUGCCCAUGGAACCAUCACAAGAAUACAAAGGCACGCAUUCCGACGUCAAGGAUGACUCCGAAGAAACUCGUAUCGUGGAUCUGCGCUCGCGCUUCAAAAAGAUGCACCCCGCAGACUUUAGAAGUGACCAAUCUUUCGCACUAUUCCUCGAGGAAGCUAAGGAGAACCUAGUCUGCGAGUAUCUCGACGUUCUCGAAGAGUUCCUCUUAACUUUGCCAGAAGACGUCACUCCCACUCGCGAUAAUUUCUGGCAGUGCUUUAUCGACAAUGGGAUGUCCAUUUCAAAAUUAACCGCAAAACUCUCGCUUACAACCGACGAUAUGAAGAACACCGCCAUCAAACUUGCUUUCUUGCGGAACUACCCCCGGCUUUACGCCCAAACCAAUACCAAUACGUCCACAAUGCUCAAGGUUCUUGAAGCCGAAUCAGAGGAAGAUAUCCGGGCAAUCCUAGAAGUUGGCAAAAGACCAGUCUAUAACUCACGAGUCUCUGGUGGUGUCAUCAAGAAAGGUUACCAGUCACCUUUUCUGAAAUCCAAGAAGCUGGUUGAUCCAAUCUUGAAUACCCUCGAUGAAUAUGCCCGAGAUUGGAAAAAGACCAUCUAUCUGGGGCCGUAUGCUGCACUGAUUGGCCCUUCAACGUCUGGAAAAAGCCGAUUAAUCAUGGAAAUGUCGAAGCACAUCUGUGUGAUUUACAUCUGCCUUCGCCCAAAGGACUCCACAGGCUACCCACCCAGAUCCGCACUUGCUGACCAUAUGAUUCGACCGGCUUCCAACGAUGGAACCACCUAUUAUACCUCUCUUCUUGCCGGUAUCUUUCAAGUCGUCGCCAAUUUUUUCAGCAGUCAAAAUCCCGCUCAACAUAUGCAAGACAGGUUAAAGGAGUGGAAUGAUUACACUGAGGUGGCAAGCUUGGGCACACUCGAUAUGGGAGAAAGAACUCAGCAAAAAUUCACCGCUGAUGUUCUCAAACAAAUGCGAAAAUUUGCCAUCUGCAAAGAUGCCACUCUUCAAAAAACGGUGACGGCCAUGAGGGACUCUACAAAGUUCAUAAAUACCCGCUCUUCCAUGAGGGUACUACUCGCGCUCGAUGAAGCAAGCGCGCUCCUCGAAAUCCCCAACUCCGACAGUGCCACAGCAUACUUUUGCACCCUUCGUCGUACGAUCCGCAACAUACCUCCAAGAAUGGGGGUCUUCAUAAUCUUGGUAGACACCACUUCUCACAUAGCCAAUUUCAGUCUUGAAUCAAAAUUCGACUCCAGCGCACGACACAAUUUUAAGGGUCAAAAUCGGCUCUAUCAACCAAUAUUCGAAAUUUCUUCGUUUGACGCAAUGGUCUCAUCCGACCCACCCCGAUCUUGGGGAGAAUUAGUGUCUCCAGAGCGACUCUUCAAGUAUGGAAGUCCAAUCUUUGGUGCCUACUUUCGCGAUGCCAUAGCCAAACAGCAACAGCCCCAGGCGAUCUAUGAUGCCAUUUUGGAAUUGGCUUUUUAUAAACUGCACGGGCCAAUCAAAACAACCCAAUCCGCUCGGCCGGAAAUCACCAGAGCUCAAGCCUUUGCGUUCCUUGGUCCCACCAUCCAGCCACCGAUCAAUAACGUUUUUGCCCUCGGUAUGGAGCUGAUUGCAUCACAUGCUGCUCACUGUGAUUACAUCAGCCCGGGAUGUGAACUGGUCUUCAGCAACUAUCCGUCACAAUUCACGCUUGCAGCAGCUGCUGUGGAUCAUCUACAGGACGACAUCACGUUGAUUCAAUGCAUCAAAGCUCUGACUACAAAUGUGCUUCAUGGACUUGAUGCCGCCGGAGGCGCAGGUGACCUUGCUAGCCGAAUCAUUCUGUUGCGUGCAAUCCAAACCGCUAUGGCAACUUCAUGCGAAGGAGGUCUAAUCACUGGACGUCCGGUUAGUUUGGUGAAUUUCUUGGAAGCCUUAACUGGCAAAAAAGAAAACGAGCUGGAUCUUGGCUCGAUAGGCCCCGAAGAAAAAAAGGAUCUCUUAACAAACGGAAUGAUCUUUUGGAACCAUUUCUCCUGCAUCAAGUCUUCCCCAACUCCCAACAAACUGUUGCGAAUGAUGUACCGAGGUAUGGCUGCGCAGUGCCAUCCAAACCAGCCAGCCAUCAACCAAAUAUUUACAAUAUAUCUCAAACGUGAAUCAGACAGUCUGGAUGAAAAGAACGUUUCGUUUUGUGGAAUUCAAGUCAAAAAUCGCAAAAAGGACCUCAAAGUAGAAGACAAGUUGACCGAUACUUAUGCACAAGUUCACCUUUUGCAGAAUAACCCUUACCUGAUCCUCUACAUGAACCUAAACAGUCAACAAGACAGCAUGUUGCCUCUACCUGAUCUUAUAACUCCUCCAAACACUUGUAGUCAAAAAGAUGUCACCUGGACGCAAGGUAUGCGGCAAGCAUCUCUCUCCUUCAAUGGUUUGAAUCAGUUUGGAUGUCUUAGCCAAGGGGUCAAACAAGCCUUGGAAGAGUUGAUAAAUGCUGAGCCGGAUUUUGCAGCAAUUCAACGCAAUCAAGAGUCAAAGGACUAUAGCCAUUUAAUCAAUCCAGAAUUUGACUGAUGAGAUUGUAUGAUACGGAG